CAAAUAAUGGGAAAUAAAUCAAUUGGCCGAUAAACGACUCUUGAAUAUUUUAAUUAACUGGGGGUACGGCUACUGCCACCGAUAUGGCAAUCUGGAUCUGGGCUUUGGGUCGUAUAUAAGGUGGAUCCCCAGCGAGAUCCCAGCAAAACCCAAUCAACCAUGAGGAGUAUUAUUCUAGUGUUGGCCUUGGCCGUGGCAGCUGUUUCAGCGGUGCCCCUAAUAGAGGACCAGGAUGCGACCGCCCUGAAGGAAUUGUUCAAGAAAAUGAACCUUGACUUGGACUUGAACUUGAACUUCGACCUGGACCUGGGAGUCAACUUGGACGAGGUGAUGGAACUGGAACUGGAACUGCCCGAGGAGGGCACCACCGACGUGGCGGUGGAUGAGUUCGCCUUUUUGGACCGGGUGGUGCGCCUCCUGCUUUCGGAGGCGAAGGCCCUGGGACGCCAAAUCAUCCGGCUGACCGAGCGCCAGCUGCUGAAGAUCUUCCUUUAUCCGCUGAGGGAGCUGGAGAAGCUGGCCGAGGAGCUCGAGCAGAAGGCUUUGGAUGCGGGCGACUGCGCGCUCAAUGUGACCACCAGUGUGGCCGAUGUCCUGGCCUGGGGCACCGUGGGCUACACGAGAUGCGCCUACGAUGCCGCCUGCACCUCCAUCGAUCUGGUCGUGGACACCAAGAAGGCGGUCCUCCAGUUGACCCUGGACGCCUAUCACAUCUACACGAAGAGGCGCGAGUGCAAGACCAAGACACUUGCGAUUACAAAAAAGACCUGCGAAGCGGGCUUGUAUCUCCAAUGUAUUUCGUUCGUCGCCAAGGCCCCGGGCUCCAUACUCCAUUUGAUUGGACUCCGGAACAGCGUGCCCGCCGUGGCCACCGAUGCCACCUCCUGCACCAACGAGGCCACCGAGAACGUCCUCCGGGGAUUCAACGAGCUCAACGAAGCCAUUGACGCCUGUGCCGCCAACUUUAAGAAGUGAAAAAAUUAAAUAAAUUGUA
Molecule: messenger RNA, 994 nt
Organism: Drosophila takahashii
Lineage: Eukaryota; Metazoa; Arthropoda; Insecta; Diptera; Drosophilidae
Source: RefSeq, a predicted model, not a curated record